Messenger RNA from Musa acuminata AAA Group (dessert banana), 1255 nucleotides. RefSeq names its product beta-1,4-xylosyltransferase IRX9-like. Gene Ontology annotation, molecular function: xylosyltransferase activity; galactosylgalactosylxylosylprotein 3-beta-glucuronosyltransferase activity. The record is from RefSeq and is a predicted model, not a curated record. The transcript is spliced from 3 exons. Gene Ontology annotation, biological process: plant-type secondary cell wall biogenesis; glucuronoxylan biosynthetic process. NCBI's taxonomy places the organism in Eukaryota, Viridiplantae, Streptophyta, Magnoliopsida, Zingiberales, Musaceae. Gene Ontology annotation, cellular component: Golgi membrane. Bases 54 to 1160 code for a protein of 368 amino acids.
GUUGGCUCCAUUCCAUUACGAUCUGUAGUUGCCGUCGUCGGUGGGAGGGCGAGAUGGGUUCGAUGGACCGAUCGAAGAGGAGGAAUCGCCUGUGGAAGAAGGCGCUCCUGCACUUCGCGCUGUGCUUCGUGGUGGGCUUCUUCACCGGUUUCGCGCCGCCCAGCACCGCUACCUUCUUCUCCGGCGGCCCUGCCGAGCGCCGGCCCGUCAGGAGCAUCGGCAUCCUCCCCGCCGCCCCCGGUGAUGUCGUGGAGCGGGUCGUUGAGCCUGGGGUGGCCGUCAACAGGUCCAUGGUCGAGAUCCCGAGAUCUGUCCCCGCCGCUACCGGCGGGAACGGCGACGUCGGGGACGAUCCGCCGCCGGACAUGGAGGGGGCGGGGGCGCCCGGGCCACAGGCGCCGUCGCGGCGGCUGCUGAUCAUUGUUACCACCACCCGGUCUAACGACCGGUUCCAAGGCGCGUUCCUGCGGCGAUUGGCGCACACCUUGCGCCUCGUCCCGCCACCGCUCCUGUGGAUCGUCGUCCAGGCCCAUGCGGAAGCCCCCGCCACCGCCGCGAUGCUGAGGACCACCGGCGUCAUGUACCGGCACCUGACCUUUAGGGAGAAUAUCACGGAUCCGGCAGCGGAGGCUCAUCACCAGAGGAACGUCGCCCUCAGCCACGUCGAGUACCACCGGCUCACCGGGAUCGUGCACUUCGCCGGUGCAUCCAACGUCUACGAUCUCCGAUUCUUCGACGAGAUUAGAGAGAUCGAGGUUUUUGGGACAUGGCCAGUAGCAGUGGUGUCAGAGAACAGGAAGAGAGUGGUGGUGGAUGGUCCUAUUUGUCAUUCAUCAAAGGUUGAAGGGUGGAUCUUGAAGGACUUGAGCAAUGACAGAAGGUUGUUGGUGACUAGCUCUGAUGUGAGCUCUAGACCUCCAAAUAUAAAUAUUUCUGGGUUUGCAUUCAAUAGCUCGAUAUUGUGGGAUCCUGAGAGAUGGGGUCGCCCUACCUCAUUGCCUGACACAUCACAGGAUUCAAUCAGGUUUGUGUAUGAAAUUAUCCUAGAAGAUGAGACUAAGCUGAAGGGUAUUCCCGCUGACUGCUCCAAGAUCAUGGUGUGGCACCUCUACAUGCCUAGAGUGAUUCCUCUGCCCUUUCACUAUCAGAACCCAAGAUGAAAGGUAGACCAGGAGAAGCAAGGAUCCCAAGAGGGAUUGUGUAAAUGAGAGGAAAAACGAAUAUCUAUAUAUAUAUUCUUGGUUUUGAUUUUUUA